UGCAAUCUUGCGGUGAAGUUUACCUUUCUUGCGAUAGUUUCCUCGAGGAUAAACGAGGGAUCCUACGAAAUUCCACUGGGUUGGCCCGCGACUGAAAUCGACAGCGUUGGCGCCGAAUAUUUACUCGUCGGCGUCCAAAGGAAGAAUUUCCAAAACGUUCCAGGCUUAGCCACACGACGGCAGAUUCGACAAACCUUUCAUCUUCAAAAAAUUUAAAAUGGAAAGUUCUAAAGCAGUCGCAACAAGAGACAUCCUCUAUGGCAAUAAUCGAGCCAACCCUUCACAGCCUUUUAUUCGAAAGAGUCGACCGUCAGGUCGACUCGAUCGAAGGAAAGGAGAACAUUGUUUACACAAUCGAAGCUGGCGUGAACAACCAAACGAAAAUGGAAACGACGGAAAAUAUUGGAAUCGAACCCCCGACUCUGAGUACAUGUGGCCUGUUUGAUGAUCUAGAUAUACUGCAUUCUCUGAAAGAUACUGAAAGUUUGGACGAGAUUUGUCCAGAAGAUGCCAAAAGCCCUCUUGGCCUCCUUGACGAGUUGCACAUCAAAUCAGAGCAAGGGAGCCUUCCACUAGAAAAUUUACUGGACCUGGGCGAGUCAUCUAGCUGUCUGGACAAUCCAUUCUUUGAGCAAUUCAUGGAUCUCGACCAGCUGUUUCCAGAACUGCCCCUUCUUGACACUCUGAAUUUGGAGUUUGAAGUGGAUCAGACCUCCCAGGUCACUGCUUCAGACAUUUGCCAGUCAGAUGUAGUGACAGUGGUGACUGGGAGUAGCGGGCCCGAGUACGUGGAAGUGUCUUCCCCUGGUAGUGAAGUUAUUGAUGUUGUUUCACUUGAUAACGACGCUGAGGUACCCAUAUCAACAGAUGACUUAUCUGAUGUUGCUCUCUCUCCAGAGAGUGUUGUAGAUGUCACAUCUGUGGAAGAAGACUCUGCUAGUCUUGCAUCAAGUGCUUGUCAUGCCACCCUUGACUGUGACUUAGCUGAACACACUUGUGAAGAGAUCACCGUGAUUCAGACAUCUGAUGCCUUGACUCUCUUGACGCAAGAAUUGAUGCAGUCUUCCUCAUAUGCCAGUGGUCUCUUGAUGACCCCUUCAGAGGAACAGCAAUUGGUCAAAGACUCUGAAAGCUUGACAACUAUGACAGUUGACUUGGAUGAACUUUUCUCUUUCUCACAUUCUCUUGGACUUGCUGACAGUUUAGUUACACCUAGUGUCGAUGAUGCAUGCAGUAGUAGUGAAAGUGUUGUAAGUUUGUCAGAAAAUCCUGUGAAAGCUCCAGCUAAACUGAAGAGAAAGAGUCCAUGUUCUUCAGAAUGCACUAGUUCACCUGCAAAGAAGGUAAAGUUUGACGAUGCCAGCAAAAUCAGCAUUGCAGAUGUUCUUGACAAACGAACAGUACGGAGAUUGAAGAAUAACGUUGCAUCAAAACAUGCUCGUGCUGCCAGGAAGCAGAAAGAACAAGAGUUGUUUCAGCAAGAAGAGGAAUUAAUGAAAAGCAAUGCGGAGUUGCGAAAGCAACUUGAGGAACUUGAAAAGCUUACAGCUACGAUGAGGAAAGUUCUUGUACAAAAAUUAAGUGGGGUGGCUUGUCCAGUGUAAAGAAAAAAAAAUGAAAAAGUAUGAGCAUUGAUAGUAGAAGCAAAAAAACAAAAACGAUAAAAAAAGUGAAAGAUAAAAAAAAAGUUAGAAAAAAAAAAUUGUGGUAAUCAUUUUCCGUCACGCUUUCAAGUGAGCAAUUUUGUAACUAUACUCAUUAUUUACCCAGUAUUUUAGCAUUCAUAAGCUAUGUGAUUCAGCUAUAUAAAUUAAUACAUUUUUAAUAAUUGUAUGUAUCUGAGUGGGAAAUAAACAAGUUAACAAUGUA
Orbicella faveolata is the source of this 1869-nucleotide messenger RNA. RefSeq lists its product as uncharacterized. NCBI's taxonomy places the organism in Eukaryota, Metazoa, Cnidaria, Anthozoa, Scleractinia, Merulinidae. Gene Ontology annotation, biological process: regulation of DNA-templated transcription. Gene Ontology annotation, molecular function: DNA-binding transcription factor activity. The record is from RefSeq and is a predicted model, not a curated record.